AUGCUCACUUCACACUCGGAGAGAACAGGGGGCUCCAGACAACAAGACUCUGAUCAUCAAGAUAAAUCUCACCUUGUUAUCUCAUCACUUUCACAUUACAAGAGCCAUAGUGAGAGAGCGAACAAGCUGAGCCGUAGGAAGAGAGCGAACAAGCUGAGCCGUAGUGAGAGAGCGAACAAGCUGAGCCGUAGUGAGAGAGCGAACAAGCUGAGCCGUAGUGAGAGAGCGAACAAGCUGAGCCGUAGGAAGAGAGCGAACAAGCUGAGCCGUAGUGAGAGAGCGAACAAGCUGAGCCGUAGUGAGAGAGCGAAUAAGCUGAGCCGUAGGAAGAGAGCGAACAAGCUGAGCCGUAGUGAGAGAACGAACAAGCUGAGCCGUAGUGAGAGAGCGAACAAGCUGAGCCGCAGGAAGAGAGCGAACAAGCUGAGCCGUAGGAAGAGAGCGAACAAGCUGAGCCGUAGUGAGAGAGCGAACAAGCUGAGCCGUAGAAAGAGAGCGAACAAGCUGAGCCGUAGUGAGAGAGCGAACAAGCUGAGCCGUAGUAAGAGAGCGAACAAGCUGAGCCGUAGUGAGAGAGCGAACAAGCUGAGCCGUAGGAAGAGAGCGAACAAGCUGAGCCGUAGUGAGAGAGCGAACAAGCUGAGCCGUAGGAAGAGAGCGAACAAGCUGAGCCGUAGUGAGAGAGCAAACAAGCUGAGCCGUAGGAAGAGAGCGAACAAGCUGAGCCGUAGUGAGAGAGCGAACAAGCUGAGCCGUAGUGAGAGAGCGAACAAGCUGAGCCGUAGUGAGAGAGCGAACAAGCUGAGCCGUAGUGAGAGAGUGAACAAGCUGAGCCGUAGGAAGAGAGUGAACAAGCUGAGCCAAAGUGAGAGGGCGAACAAGCUGAGCCGUAGGAAGAGAGCGAACAAGCUAAGCCGUAGGAAGAGAGCGAACAAGCUGAGCCGUAGGAAGAGAGCGAACAAGCUGAGCCAAAGUGAGAGGGCGAACAAGCUGAGCCGUAGGAAGAGAGCGAACAAGCUAAGCCGUAGGAAGAGAGCGAACAAGCUGAGCCGUAGUGAAAGAGCAAACAAGCCGAGCCGUAGGAAGAGAGCGAACAAGCUGAGCCGUAGUGAGAGAGCAAACAAGCUGAGCCGUAGGAAGAGAGCGAACAAGCUGAGCCAAAGUGAGAGGGCGAACAAGCUGAGCCGUAGGAAGAGAGCGAACAAGCUGAGCCGUAGGAAGAGAGCGAACAAGCUGAGUCGUAGGAAGAGAGCGAACAAGCUGAGCCGUAGGAAGAGAGCGAACAAGCUGAGCCGUAGGAAGAGAGCGAACAAGCUGAGCCGUAGGAAGAGAGCGAACAAGCUGAGCCGUAGGAAGAGAGCGAACAAGCUGAGCCGUAGGAAGAGAGCGAACAAGCUGAGCCGUAGGAAGAGAGCGAACAAGCUGAGCCGUAGGAAGAGAGCGAACAAGCUGAGCCGUAGGAAGAGAGCGAACAAGCUGAGCCGUAGGAAGAGAGCAAACAAGCUGAGCCGUAGGAAGAGAGCAAACAAGCUGAGCCGUAGGAAGAGAGCGAACAAGCUGAGCCGUAGGAAGAGAGCGAACAAGCUGAGACGUAGGAAGAGAGCGAACAAGCUGUGCCGUAGGAAGAGAGCGAACAAGCUGAGCCGUAGGGAGAGAGCGAACAAGCUGAGCCGUAGUGAGAGAGCGAACAAGCUGUGCCGUAGGAAGAGAGCGAACAAGCUGAGCCGUAGUGAGAGAGCGAACAAGCUGAGCCGUAGUGAGAGAGCAAACAAGCUGAGCCGUAGUGAGAGAGUGAACAAACUGAGCCAUAGGAAGAGAGCGAACAAGCUGAGCCGUAGUGAGAGAGCGAACAAGCUGAGCCGUAGUGAGAGAGCAAACAAGCUGAGCCGUAGGAAGGGAGCGAACAAGCUGAGCCGUAGAAAGAGAGCGAACAAGCUGAGCCGUAGUGAGAGAGCAAACAAGCUGAGCCGUAGUGAGAGAGCAAACAAGCUGAGCCGUAGUGAGAGAGUGAACAAGCUGAGCCGUAGUGAGAGAGCAAACAAGCUGAGCCGUAGGAAGGGAGCGAACAAGCUGAGCCGUAGGAAGAGAGCGAACAAGCUGUGCCGUAGUGAGAGAGCGAACAAGUUGAGCCGUAGUGAGAGAGCGAACAAGCUGAGCCGUAGUGAGAGAGCGAACAAGUUGAGCCGUAGGAAGAUAGGGAACAAGCUGAGCCGUAGGAAGGGAGCGAACAAGCUGAGCCGUAGGAAGAGAGCGAACAAGCUGUGCCGUAGUGAGAGAGCGAACAAGUUGAGCCGUAGUGAGAGAGCGAACAAGCUGAGCCGUAGUGAGAGAGCGAACAAGUUGAGCCGUAGGAAGAUAGGGAACAAGCUGAGCCGUGGGAAGAGAGGGAACAAGCUGAGCCGUGGGAAGAGAGGGAACAAGCUGAGCCGUAGUGAAAGAGCGAACAAGCUGAGCCGUAGGAAGAGAGCGAACAAGCUGAGCCAUGGGAAGAGAGCGAACAAGCUGAGCCGUAGUGAGAGAGCGAACAAGCUGAGCCGUAGUGAGAGAGCGAACAAGCUGAGCCGUAGGAAGAGAACGAACAAGCUGAGCCGUAGGAAGAGAGCAAACAAGCUGAGCCGUAGUGAGAGAGCGAACAAGCUGAGCCGUAGGGAGAGAGCGAACAAGCUGAGCCGUAGGAAGAGAGCGAACAAGCUGUGCCGUAGGAAGAGAGCGAACAAGCUGAGCCGUAGGAAGAGAGGGAACAAGCUGAGCCGUAGUGAGAGAGCGAACAAGCUGAGCCGUAGUGAAAGAGCGAACAAGCUGAGCCGUAGGAAGAGAGCGAACAAGCUGAGCCAUGGGAAGAGAGCGAACAAGCUGAGCCGUAGUGAGAGAGCGAACAAGCUGAGCCGUAGUGAGAGAGCGAACAAGCUGAGCUGUAGGAAGAGAACGAACAAGCUGAGCCGUAGGAAGAGAGCAAACAAGCUGAGCCGUAGUGAGAGAGCGAACAAGCUGAGCCGUAGGGAGAGAGCGAACAAGCUGAGCCGUAGGAAGAGAGCGAACAAGCUGUGCCGUAGGAAGAGAGCGAACAAGCUGAGCCGUAGGGAGAGAGCGAACAAGCUGAGCCGUAGUGAGAGAGCGAACAAGCUGUGCCGUAGGAAGAGAGCGAACAAGCUGAGCCGUAGUGAGAGAGCAAACAAGCUGAGCCGUAGUGAGAGAGUGAACAAACUGAGCCAUAGGAAGAGAGCGAACAAGCUGAGCCGUAGUGAGAGAGCGAACAAGCUGAGCCGUAGUGAGAGAGCAAACAAGCUGAGCCGUAGGAAGGGAGCGAACAAGCUGAGCCGUAGAAAGAGAGCGAACAAGCUGAGCCGCAGUGAGAGAGCAAACAAGCUGAGCCGUAGUGAGAGAGCGAACAAGCUGAGCCGUAGGGAGAGAGCGAACAAGCUGAGCCGUAGGAAGAGAGCGAACAAGCUGUGCCGUAGGAAGAGAGCGAACAAGCUGAGCCGUAGGAAGAGAGGGAACAAGCUGAGCCGUAGUGAGAGAGCGAACAAGCUGAGCCGUAGUGAAAGAGCGAACAAGCUGAGCCGUAGGAAGAGAGCGAACAAGCUGAGCCAUGGGAAGAGAGCGAACAAGCUGAGCCGUAGUGAGAGAGCGAACAAGCUGAGCCGUAGUGAGAGAGCGAACAAGCUGAGCCGUAGGAAGAGAACGAACAAGCUGAGCCGUAGGAAGAGAGCAAACAAGCUGAGCCGUAGUGAGAGAGCGAACAAGCUGAGCCGUAGGGAGAGAGCGAACAAGCUGAGCCGUAGGAAGAGAGCGAACAAGCUGUGCCGUAGGAAGAGAGCGAACAAGCUGAGCCGUAGGGAGAGAGCGAACAAGCUGAGCCGUAGUGAGAGAGCGAACAAGCUGUGCCGUAGGAAGAGAGCGAACAAGCUGAGCCGUAGUGAGAGAGCAAACAAGCUGAGCCGUAGUGAGAGAGUGAACAAACUGAGCCAUAGGAAGAGAGCGAACAAGCUGAGCCGUAGUGAGAGAGCGAACAAGCUGAGCCGUAGUGAGAGAGCAAACAAGCUGAGCCGUAGGAAGGGAGCGAACAAGCUGAGCCGUAGAAAGAGAGCGAACAAGCUGAGCCGCAGUGAGAGAGCAAACAAGCUGAGCCGUAGUGAGAGAGCGAACAAGCUGAGCCGUAGUGAGAGAGCGAACAAGCUGAGCCGUAGUGAGAGAGCAAACAAGCUGAGCCGUAGGAAGGGAGCGAACAAGCUGAGCCGUAGGAAGAGAGCGAACAAGCUGUGCCGUAGUGAGAGAGCGAACAAGCUGAGCCGUAGUGAGAGAGCGAACAAGCUGAGCCGUAGUGAGAGAGCGAACAAGUUGAGCCGUAGUGAGAGAGCGAACAAGCUGAGCCAUAGUGAGAGAGCGAACAAGCUGAGCCGUGGGAAGAUAGGGAACAAGCUGAGCCGUGGGAAGAGAGGGAACAAGCUGAGCCGUGGGAAGAGAGGGAACAAGCUGAGCCGUAGUGAGAGAGCGAACAAGCUGAGCCGUAGUGAAAGAGCGAACAAGCUGAGCCGUAGGAAGAGAGCGAACAAGCUGAGCCGUGGGAAGAGAGCGAACAAGCUGAGCCGUAGUGAGAGAGCGAACAAGCUGAGCCGUAGUGAGAGAGCGAACAAGCUGAGCCGUAGGAAGAGAACGAACAAGCUGAGCCGUAGGAAGAGAGCAAACAAGCUGAGCCGUAGUGAGAGAGCGAACAAGCUGAGCCGUAGGAAGAGAGCGAACAAGCUGAGCCGUAGUGAGAGAGCAAACAAGCUGAGCCGUAGUGAGAGAGCGAACAAGCUGAGCCGUAGGAAGAGAGCGAACAAGCUGAGCCGUAGUGAGAGAGCGAACAAGCUGAGCCGUAGUGAGAGAGCGAACAAGCUGAGCCGUAGGAAGAGAGCGAACAAGCUGAGCCGUAGGAAGAGAGCGAACAAGCUGAGCCGUAGGAAGAGAGCGCACAAGCUGAGCCGUAGUGAGAGAGCGAACAAGCUGAGCCGUAGGAAGAGAGCGAACAAGCUGAGCCGUAGUGAGAGAGCAAACAAGCUGAGCCGUAGUGAGAGAGCGAACAAGCUGAGCCGUAGGAAGAGAGCAAACAAGCUGAGCCGUAGUGAGAGAGCGAACAAGCUGAGCCGUAGGAAGAGAGCGAACAAGCUGAGCCGUAGUGAGAGAGCGAACAAGCUGAGCCGUAGUGAGAGAGCGAACAAGCUGAGCCGUGGGAAGAGAGCGAACAAGCUGAGCCGUAGGGAGAGAGCGAACAAGCUGAGCCGUAGGAAGAGACUGCUCAAAACUAGUAGAAGAGAUCCGUGCUGUGCUGUGAGAUAA
This is a messenger RNA of Bufo gargarizans (Asiatic toad), 5319 nucleotides long. RefSeq names its product axoneme-associated protein mst101(2)-like. The transcript is spliced from 2 exons. NCBI's taxonomy places the organism in Eukaryota, Metazoa, Chordata, Amphibia, Anura, Bufonidae. The record is from RefSeq and is a predicted model, not a curated record. The coding region runs from base 1 to 5319 and encodes 1772 amino acids.